AUGCCCGCAGCAAUCAACCGCCCCCCACUGAGGGUGGCCAUAGUAGGUGGUGGCAUCGGCGGGCUCUGCACCGCCCUGUCCCUCCAUUAUCAUUGUGGCUCGAAUGUCGAUAUAGAUGUCUACGAGCAAGCUCCGCAGUACAAAGAGAUCGGGGCCGGUGUCGGCAUCGGCGUCAAUGCUGCAAAGCUGCUGCACAAGAUAGGCAUUGGCGAAACCAUCUCGACGAUUGCAGGAAAGCGAACCGGCAUCUGGAUCACGUUUCGCAAGUUCGACGACGGAUCGGACGUCGUGACAGUGCCAUCCGUAGACACGGAGGAGAUCAAACAACUGCCCGUGCAUCGCGCCGAGUUUCUGGACCUGCUGGUUGAUAUUGUGAGGCAGAAGGAUGCCGCCAGACUGCAUACCAACAAACGAUGCAAGAAACUUACUGAGCAAGGCGACGAGGUAUUGAUCGAAUUCGAGGAUGGGACGACCGCCACGGCCAACAUGGUUGUCGGAUGCGACGGUAUACAUUCUGCCGUCCGGGCCCAGUUCACCAGCGACAACCCCGACUACAGUGGCAGGAUCGCAUACCGUGCACUGGUGCCCAUAUCUGAGAUCGAGGAUUGGUGGGGGUUCGAGACGUACUCGGUGACGUGGCUGGGCAAGAACCGGCACUUUCUAUGCUUCCCGAUCUCGCGCAACAAGACGCUCAACAUCGUCGCGUUCGUGGCCGAGAAGGAAGAGAACCUGGGCGACCUCCGGGAGAGCUGGACGGCGGUGGGCAAGAAAGAGGAAGUCUUCGAGGCCUUCCAGGGGUUCGAGGAAAAAGUGCAGAGGUUGAUCCGGUUGAUGCCCGAGCAGCCGUCCAAGUGGCUGAUCAAUGACCGCAAGCCGCUCGAUCAGUGGGUGUAUCUCGGAGGCAAAGCUAUACUAUUGGGAGAUGCUGCUCACGCCAUGACUCCCCACCAAGGCGCGGGAGCAGGUCAAGCCAUCGAAGACGGAUACAUUCUCGGUCGAGCACUGCAGGACUACUUCCGAAGUCCAUCAUCCGGGAAAGGCAGCCUCGAAUCCUGGACGAGGGUGUACCAGGAUGUGCGCCUCCCACGAGCACAGAAGGUACAGCGUACGUCCAGAGAUGCCGUCGAGGUGUAUCAGGCCCAGGCGGACAUCAUGAAGGAUCUGCCCUUUGACCAAUGCGUGCCAGAGAUUCAUAAACGCGUGAUUGACCGUAUGCGCUGGGUUUGGACGGAUGAUAUCGACGCCGAGUAUGAUCAGGCGGUGAAGAAGCGGAAGGACAUGGGCAAAUUGUAA
This is a messenger RNA of Fonsecaea erecta, 1293 nucleotides long. RefSeq lists its product as hypothetical. NCBI's taxonomy places the organism in Eukaryota, Fungi, Ascomycota, Eurotiomycetes, Chaetothyriales, Herpotrichiellaceae. Gene Ontology annotation, biological process: secondary metabolite biosynthetic process. The record is from RefSeq and is a predicted model, not a curated record. The coding region runs from base 1 to 1293 and encodes 430 amino acids. Gene Ontology annotation, molecular function: FAD binding. The transcript is spliced from 3 exons.